CUUUUGCCUUUCCACCGACUGCUUUGCGUCUUGCCACAUACGCCUCCUACGGAAACCCGCCUAUGGUUGAAUACUGACGUGUAUUUUCUCCUAGCAGCAACUAUUUGAAACUCUUGUUGAAGGAGGAUUGUACCAAAUCGCGAGAGAAUCCCCUGGCGCAGUGUCUCCGUUCCGUCAUCUCGCCUUCUCGGUUCACACGUACCUGUUCGCGUUGCUACACGCCUUUCCGAACAUGAUAUCUGAUUGCCGCUGCUAAAGACGAUAAGCUCGUCGAGUCGACGUUGAUUGCGCAAAAUGGAGUUUCCCGAGGGCUCGUCCCGGGAUUAUACCCAUUCUACCUCGUUCCCCGACCUGAUGAAUGACCCGGCCUAUCAGACGAACUAUAAGGGGAAGGAGAGGGAGUUUGAAGAGCCAGACACUUGUCGCAUAUGCCGUGGUGAGGGUACCGAGGAAGAACAACUUUUCUAUCCGUGCAAAUGUAGCGGGAGCAUCAAGUUCGUUCACCAGGCAUGCCUGGUAGAAUGGCUGUCCCACUCUCAGAAGAAGCAUUGCGAACUCUGCAAAACGCCGUUCCGCUUCACGAAGUUAUACGAUCCGAAUAUGCCCCAGAAUCUCCCUGCUCCGCUUUUCCUCCGACAACUACUAAUUCAUAGUUUUCGCACUAUUGUCACAUGGCUGCGGUUUGUACUCGUUGCGUUCGUCUGGCUUGGGUGGCUGCCGUGGUCGAUGAGAGCAAUUUGGAGAGCUCUUUUCUGGCUGGCUGAUGGCCGCUGGUCUGGGGCGGAUGCUCCCCAGCAAUCUUCAUCCGAACAUUUAGCCCAAGUUGUAGCAAAUGGAACGGCUUCCAUGAAUGUGGGAGCCGCUACCACCGCAUUAGCGGGAGCAUCAGAUGUGCCAGCCGUGCAGUCACCGGUUUCAUCUAUGUUCAGUUUCUCAUCAGGCGAGCCUCUACUUCUCACAGUCAUCAAGAAGGCUUUUUCUGCCUUGUUCUUCCCUGCAAUGUCGGGCACCGGUUCGUUGAGCACCAGCCCUUCGAAUGUGACAGCUGGAUCAUACAAGCCUCGACGCCCAUCGUGGCUCUCAGAUGUGGAAUUUCUCAACACACUGACACCAUCGCCCACGAUUAAUAACAUUCUUAUUGAUACCCUAGAAGGUCAACUCAUAACAUUAUUGGUUGUCAUCUCGUUCAUUCUGAUUUUCCUGAUUCGCGAAUGGGUUGUUCAACAGCAGCCCAUGGCCAAUAUCGCCGAGGGUGAGCGGGAAGCUGCUGUCCAGCUAAUUGCGAAUAACCGUCCAGUACAGCGCCCCGAAGAGGUACAGCCUGAGCUACAUGCCCCUCAGCCAGGGGAUGUACCCCGCGAUGAAAGCACCCAUGAACACGUCGAAGAUAUUUCUAACCGCGCAGACGAAGGGGGACUUGGCUCUCUGGCUGAGACCGAGUCGUAUCGUGUGCAUUCUUCGUUCCGCGAUGGUAACUCAAGCAGUUCCAGUGACUCGGGUACCCAGGGACCUAGUACUUCUCAGCAUAUGUUCCGGCGUAAUAGUGACAGUGAGGAUGAACUGAACCCCUUGUCCCUCGAGCACUCGACCUCUCACGGCAACCAGGUCUGGCCUGGGGUGGACACGUUCAGGGAUCUCUGGGCGCGUGGCCAUGGUGAUCCUGAGCAGGUCCUCAGACUCGUAAGAGAGGAGGGGCGCCAGGAUGAGCUGGGGUGGAUCGUCACGGCAAUGACCAAGCUUCAACGGAACGAUUCUUUGCGCGGUUCUUGGAGGCGCGAGUCACCUCUUCACGAGGCUGCGAGUUCGGAUUCCUUUGCCGAUCAGACGGAGAUGCAAAGUGAACCCAGUUCAGCACGAUCACCACUGUUGGAGCCCUCGUCAUCAGCGGUCAACCAUCAUCCCUGGGACAUCGCUUCCGUGUCUAAUACACUGGGGACUGGCGCGAGUGAUGAUCGGCAAGACCGCGAAUUUACUAAUGAUGAUCUCGGCUCUAGCCUCCGUGCUGUAGGCGACUCUGAGGUACCGUCCGAUUCGACACCUUCCGCCGACACUGGCAUUCAGUCUGAUCAAGUUCCGAGCGCUUCGGCUUCGACCAACGCGGUUACACCGAAUGCUGAAAGGGCCUCCGAAAAUGCCGUGGCAACGCCGCAGAAUGAUCAAGCAGCGGCGACUUCUCCGAAGAACUUGGUUGCCAGACUCUUCGACUGGUUCUGGGCUGACCUUGAAACUCCUGACCAAGGUCAAGAUCGUCCGCAAGAGGAUGAUGAUCAUGUAGUCGAGGACCCUGCUUUGGAGGCGCCGUUCGUACCCAUUCAGAAUAACAGACGCCUUGCCAACGAAGCCGCACCGAACAACCAAGCCAUCGCCCCAGACUUCGGUCUUGAUGCAAAUGACGCUGAGGCAGUCGAGGAGGGAGAUGACUUGGAGGGCAUUCUGGAACUCAUUGGCAUGCAGGGACCAAUUUUUGGCCUUCUGCAGAAUGGAGUCUUCAGCGCGCUCUUGAUCUCGUUUACCGUGGCAAUUGGCAUUUGGCUUCCCUAUCUCUGGGGCAAGAUUGCCCUUGUACUCCUCGCGAACCCCGUACAACUGGUCUUUGGCGUUCCCAUGACUGCCAUAUCGGUCUUCGCAGAUGUGACGCUGGACACUCUUAUUGGUAGCUUGGGCUACGUUAUGUACUGGCUCAGCCUCAUAUGCAAAGUGGUGCUCAGUCCCUUCGGUGCUUUUGUUCCAUUGGGAGAAUGGAUUCCGCAGACCAAGUCCGUCACCAGUGCCUCGUUAUCACUCAUCGACGCCAGUAGUCACCGACUACGGAAUGUUUUGCAGGCUUUCUUUGUCUUCCACGAAUCCGACGUGCCUAUGUUCUCGGUUCUUUCCCAUCAAGCUCUAAAGAUCCACCAAGCGCGCAUCGCCGCCUUUACUCAUACGGCCUUCACAGUCGGCAAAUUCAUUCUGCAUGACUUCCCUCUUCGAAUUGUGUCUCAUGGACCGGUGGGUGCCUUUUCAGUUGAGAAUGGCUUUGACGGCUUGGCCCAGCUACUAGUACAGGCACGGGACCAGGUCUACGACCUUGUCCAUCAGUUGCUUUACACCUCGAAGGGCACAAGCUGGUUCGGUUCCAGUGUGAGUGGUUCAGCUUCGGCAGGCAUCACCAUCAGUUAUGAUCUAGCUGUGUGGGAUACGAAAGAUCGCGUCAUUGCUAUCUUUAUGGGCUACCUUCUUGCGUCGGCCCUCGGACUUCUGUACUUGCGUUUCACCAAUAUGCUUUCUGGUGGUGAGCGUGGACAGAGAGUGGAAGGCAUUGUUGCCGACAUACUUCACCAAGCAGGUGGUGUGAUGAAGGUUAUCCUCAUCAUCGGCAUCGAAAUGAUUGUUUUCCCACUGUACUGCGGUUCGUUACUUGAUGUUGCACUGUUACCUCUCUUUGAGAACGCCACGAUUGCGUCGCGUUUAGAGUUCACCUCCUCAUCACCCCUUACGUCUCUGUUUGUGCACUGGUUCAUUGGAACCUGUUAUAUGUUCCAUUUUGCCCUUUUCGUAUCCAUGUGCAGGAAGAUAAUGCGGAGCGGUGUACUUUACUUUAUUCGCGAUCCAGACGACCCGACAUUCCAUCCGGUGCGAGAUGUUCUGGAGCGCAACAUCACAACGCAGCUGCGGAAGAUUGCGUUCAGUGCCCUUGUCUACGGCGCUCUGGUCAUUGUCUGCCUGGGUGGUGUCGUAUGGGGAAUCUACUACGCCUUCGACGAUGUGCUUCCUGUGCAUUGGUCUGCUACUAUUCCUGUCUUGGAGUUUCCCGUGGACCUGUUGUUCUACAACUUCGUCAUGCCGCUUGCCAUUCAAUCGAUCAAGCCAUCGGACGGUCUCCACAAUCUUUAUGAUUGGUGGUUCCACAAGUGCGCUCGUUUUCUGCGCCUGACCAACUUUUUCUUUGGCGAGAGGCAAGUCGACGAAGAGGGAUAUCACGCCCGUCGGACUUGGUGGGACGUCUUGUCAGCCGCCAAGGGAGAUCCGGAACACCCGGUAGUCGAUGGACAUCCGCAAAAUGACGACAGUGAGAAGCCCAGUGUCUACUUCGCUCGUGAUGGACGGUUUGUACGGGCACCUGCUUCCGAUCAAGUCCGCAUCCCUAAAGGCAGUCAAGUGUUCCUGGAGGUGACCGAGUCUAAUCAGCGGGUUGACGGGGCACCGGAUACGGAUCAGGGUCUCCAUGGGCGAGCCAACGACAUGUUCACCAAAGUUUACAUUCCGCCGCGCUUCCGUACUCGCAUUGCAGCCUUCAUCCUACUGAUCUGGGUGUUUGCUGCUGCCACCGGUGUAGGCAUCACCGUUGUUCCUCUGAUCAUUGGCCGAAAGGUCAUGUCGUCCACUUUCCCUCACCGACCGCUCAACGAUGUGUAUGCCUUCUCCACGGGCACAUCCAUCGUUGGCACUGCUGCCUACAUUCUGUACUAUUCGCGUCCUUUCCUUACCGCGGCGAAAGACCGGUUGAGCCCUUACCUACAGUCCCCUCGGGAAGCAUGCGUCGGUGUGAUGCAUAUCGUCCUCGAUGCGGCUCGAAUUACCUAUGUUCUCGCCACGUUCGCGGUGCUUCUGCCGUCCCUUGUUGCGCUAGUCAUGGAACUAUAUCUCUUAGUUCCAGCGCACACGUAUGUUGGUGGCGCCCAGGCCCAUGUCAUCCACUUCAUCCAGGACUGGACACUCGGAGUGCUCUAUGUACAAAUGGCCGUUAAGUUUGUGUUGUGGAAUGCUGCCUCCCGUCCAGCAGCGGCACUGAAUGCUAUUGUUCGAGAUGGAAUGCUGAAGCCUAAUGCUAAAGUGACUACGCGAGCAGUUUUGCUCCCGGUGAUGCUGCUGGCCACGCUUGCGGUCGUGGUACCACUGAUCCUUGGAUUCAGCAUGAAUGCCACGGUAUUCUCAUCCACGCCGGAGGUGCAGUCCAAGGUUUACCGGUAUGCGUAUCCGACCACGCUGGUAAUCAGUCUGAUGGGCUGGCUAGUGUAUCUGGUACGGCGGCAAGUGGAGAUUUGGCGAGUCAAUAUCCGGGACGACGUCUACCUAAUUGGGGAGCGCCUGCACAAUUUCCGCGAGAAGCGGGCACGGGAUGUCGGGGUGCCACGGCGAGUCAUUACCGGGUAAGCGAUUUUGUCGUCGUUGCCUGAACCCUUCUUUCCUAUUUAUCAUUCAAUUUCUAUGUAAAUCAGUUACAAAGUUUCAAUAGACGUAUUUUAAAAC
Molecule: messenger RNA, 5229 nt
Organism: Aspergillus costaricaensis CBS 115574
Lineage: Eukaryota; Fungi; Ascomycota; Eurotiomycetes; Eurotiales; Aspergillaceae
Product: E3 ubiquitin-protein ligase SSM4
Exons: 2
Coding region: 295-5133 (1612 amino acids)
Cellular component (GO): endoplasmic reticulum membrane
Molecular function (GO): zinc ion binding
Source: RefSeq, a predicted model, not a curated record